Messenger RNA from Naegleria lovaniensis, 891 nucleotides. RefSeq lists its product as uncharacterized. The transcript has a single exon. The coding region runs from base 1 to 891 and encodes 296 amino acids. Gene Ontology annotation, biological process: protein modification process. The record is from RefSeq and is a predicted model, not a curated record. NCBI's taxonomy places the organism in Eukaryota, Heterolobosea, Eutetramitea, Acrasida, Naegleriidae.
AUGUUGCAUCACACCUUUCAUCAUCCACCAGUGAAAUCUCUUUUCCGAAUGAUAUUCCUCCGAAAUAAACAAUAUCCCAUCUAUGAUAUGUUACGAUUAGAAGAAAGUAUUAUGAGGUGUGAUAGUAAUAAGGAAAAUAUUUACAUUCUCACUAAUGAAGGAACUCCCGAAAAAAGUAUUAUUAUGGGAAGUAGUGGAAAUGUUGAAAAGUUGGUUUUCACAGAGAAUACUAUAAAAGAUAAAAUUCCAAUUGUAAAAAGAUUUUCUGGAGGUGGGACAGUUCUUGUUGAUGAGCAGACGGUAUUCGUUUCAAUUAUUGGCUCACAUCAAUUUUUGAAAUAUUCAAGUUUUGAUCCAAAUUUAACGAGAAAAAUUAUGGAAAGAGAACAAGACCAUGAAAUUCAAUACAAGGCAUAUCCAGAAGAAAUUAUGUCAUGGACACAUGGGUUUUAUAAUCCAAUUUUUCCUUCAAGUUUAGAUUUUAAAUUGCGAGAAAAUGAUUAUAUUUUCUAUGGAGGUAAAAAGUUUGGUGGGAAUGCUCAAUAUGUAACUGGAGGAAAAUCUCAACGAUGGGUGCAUCAUACGUCAUUUCUAUGGGACAUGAAUAACGAAUUGAUGGAACGAUAUUUGAAAAUGCCAGAAAAGAAGCCUGAAUAUAGACAUUCCAGAUCUCAUACUGAUUUUCUAGUCACAUUAAAGAAUAGCUUGUGCAAGGAAGAUGAGUCUAUUAGAAACCAAUCUGAUUUUGUGAAUUUAAUUCGAAAACGAGUUCAUGAUUUGAGCCAUAAUGAUUGGAAGGAUCACGUGAAGGAGUUUGUGGAACUGCAUUCAUUCGAUGAUUUUCAACAUUUCAUAAAAGAAAAUACGCUCGUAAGGACAACAUUUGUUUGA